UUGCGUCCUCUGGUUGCCCUAGCAACCAUGAACCACCGGUUUAGUUCUCAGUCUGCAUUCAGCUCCAGGAGCAGGAGGGCCUACAGCAGUAGGUCCUCCUCAGGCUUUGGCGGUGGGAGACAGGCUGUGGGGUCUGUGUGUCUGGCACGGGGGAGGUGUGGUGGCAGUGGUUAUGGAGGGGGGUUUAGCUCCAGGAGUCUCUACAAUCUGGGCGGUAGUAAAAGCAUCUUUGGAAGCCUAGUGGGGAGGAGCGCCAGUGGUUUCUGCCCGGGUGGAGGAGCAGGAGGAUUUGGAGGAGGAAGAAGCUUUGGGGGUGGUGGCUUUGGAGGCAGUGGCUACGGUGGUGGCAGAUAUGGAGGCGGCUUUGGGGGUGCCGGAUUUGGCGCUAGCAAUUUUGGGUUUGGGGGCUUCGGUCCUGCUUAUCCUCCCGGGGGUAUCCAUGAGGUAACUAUUAACCAGAGCCUCCUGGAGCCCCUGCACCUGGAGGUGGACCCUGAAAUUCAGAGGGUCAAGACCCAGGAGCGGGAGCAGAUCAAGACCCUCAACAACAAGUUUGCCUCCUUCAUCGACAAGGUGCGCUUCUUGGAGCAGCAGAACCAAGUGCUACAGACAAAAUGGGAGUUGCUGCAGCAGGUGAACACCUCGACUCGGACCAGCAGCCUGGAGCCUCUCUUUGAGAGUUACAUCAGUCAACUGCAGAGGCAGGUGGACUUUCUGAACUCCGAGCGGUCGCGCCAAAACUUGGAGAUCAGGAGCAUGCAGGAUGUCGUGGAGGACUACAAGAGCAAGUAUGAGGAUGAAAUCAACAAGCGGACCAAUGCCGAGAAUGACUUCGUUGUUAUGAAGAAGGAUGUGGAUGCUGCUUUCAUGGGCAAAUCAGACCUGCAGUCCAAAGUGGACACUUUGUAUGGGGAGGUCAACUUCCUGAAAUAUCUAUUUGAUACGGAGCUGUCCCAGAUGCAGACCAACAUCAGUGACACCAAUGUCAUCCUAUCGAUGGACAAUAACCGUUCCCUGGACCUGGACAGCAUCAUCGAUGCAGUGCGUGUCCAAUACGAAUUAAUCACUCAGAAGAGCAAGGACGAGGCGGAGGCACUGUACCAGAGCAAGUACCAGGAGCUGCAGGUGACAGCCGGGAAACACGGAGACGACCUGAAGAACAGCAGGAUGGAGAUCGCUGAGCUCAACCGCAGCAUCCAGAGGCUGCAGGCAGAGAUCGCUGCCGUCAAGAAGCAGAUCGAACAGAUGCAUGGGUCCAUUGCCGAUGCGGAGGAGAGAGGAGAAAGGGCUCUCCAGGAUGCAAAGCAGAAGCUGCAAGACAUGGACGAGGCCCUGCAGCAGUCUAAAGAGGAGCUGGCCAGGCUGCUGAGAGACUACCAGGCAAUGCUGGGGGCCAAGCUGUCCUUGGAUGUGGAGAUCGCCACCUACCGCCAGCUGCUGGAGGGCGAGGAGAGCAGGAUGUCAGGGGAGUUGCAGAGUCAAGUGAGCAUCUCUGUGCAUAGCAGUCAGGUGACGGUAGGCGGAGGCGGCAGCUCAGGAGGUUACGGCGGCGGCGGCGGCGGCGGAUACAGGGGCUUCAGCUCCGGCUCUGCAGGCCUGGUCAGCUUCCACCGUAAAUCCUCCAGUAGCUCUGUGCGCCGCAGUGGAGGAGGCGGCGGCGGUGGGAGGUUUUCAGGAGGCUUCUGUGGGAGUGGGGGCUCUGGUAGUGGCUUUGGAAGUAAAAGUCUUAUUAACCUUGGGGGUGGCAGGAGCAUCUCCAUGAGUGUGGCUGGAGGUGGACACUGUGGUGGUAUGGGUGGUGGCAUGGGUGGUGGCUUCGGUGGUGGCGGCUUCGGUGGUGGUGGCUUUGGGGGGGGUGGUUUUGGCAGUGGAGGUGGUUUUGGUGGUGGUGGUUUUGGUGGUGGUGGUUUUGGCAGUGGAGGUGGUUUUGGUGGUGGAGGAUAUGGGGGCGGUAGAUUUGGGGGUGGUAUGGGGCCUGUCUGCCCCCCUGGUGGCAUCCAGGAAGUCACUAUCAACCAGAGCCUCCUGCAGCCACUCAAUGUGGAGGUCGACCCUGAGAUUCAAAAAGUGAAGUCUCAGGAGAGAGAGCAGAUCAAGACCCUCAACAACAAAUUCGCCUCUUUCAUCGACAAGGUGCGCUUCCUGGAGCAACAGAACCAGGUGCUGCAAACCAAGUGGGAGCUGCUGCAGCAGGUGGACACCUCCACCCGGACCCACAAUUUAGAUCCCUACUUUGAGUCAUAUAUUGGCAACCUCAGAAGGCAGGUAGACCAGCUGAAGAGCGACCAAUCACGGAUGGAUUCGGAGCUGAAGAACAUGCAGGACAUGGUGGAAGACUACAGGAACAAGUAUGAGGAUGAGAUCAACAAGAGGACCAAUGCGGAGAAUGAGUUCGUGACCAUCAAGAAGGAUGUGGAUUCGGCUUAUAUGAACAAAGUAGACCUCCAGGCCAGGGUGGACAGCCUGCAGCAGGAGGUUGACUUCCUCACAGCACUCUACCGUGAGGAAUUGUCUCAGAUGCAGACGCACAUCAGUGAGACCAAUGUCAUCCUGUCCAUGGACAACAACCGCACUUUGGACUUGGACGGCAUCAUCUCCGAAGUCAAGGCCCAGUAUGAUGACAUUUGCCAGAGGAGCAAGGCAGAAGCUGAGACAUUUUACCAGAGCAAGUAUGAAGAGCUGCAGGUCACUGCUGGUAAACAUGGUGACAGUGUGAAGAAUUCCAAGAUGGAGAUUUCUGAGCUGAACCGAGUUGUCCAGAGACUUCGAUCUGAAAUUGAUGCUGUCAAGAAGCAGGUCGCACAAAUGCAACAGAACAUCAGUGACGCUGAGCAGCGUGGCGAGAACGCUCUCAAAGAUGCUCAGAGCAAGCUGAAUGAGCUGGAGGAUGCCAUGACACAAGCCAAGGAGGAACUCGCCAGACUGCUCCGUGACUACCAGGAGCUGAUGAACACCAAACUGGCCCUGGACAUGGAGAUUGCCACAUACAGGACCCUCCUGGAAGGAGAGGAGAUCAGGAUGUCUGGAGAAUGCACCCCCAACGUGAGCGUGUGUAAUCUCUCUGCAGCGGUGAGCACCAGUCACACCAGCAUGAGCGGAAGCAGUAGCCGAGGUGGCGGCGGAUAUGGUUCCGGAGGUGGCAGCUACGGCGGCGGAUCCGGAGGUGGCAGUUACGGCGGCGGCUCCGGAGGCGGCAGCUACGGCGGCGGCUCCGGAGGCGGCAGCUACGGCGGCGGCUCCGCAGGCGGCAGCUACGGCGGCGGCUCCGGAAGUGGUGGCGGCGGCAGCAGCAGUGGGGGCCACAGAGGUGGCUCUGGAGGGGGCGGGGGCAGCUCCGGAGGCAGCUACGGUGGUUCCUCUGGAGGAGGCCGUGGAGGAUCCAGCUCCGGGGGCGUUAAGUCCUCUGGUGGCAGUUCUAGCGUGAAGUUUGUUUCCACUAGUUACUCCCGAGGGACCAGAUAGAGAGGUGCUCACCACCCCAUUAGCUCUCCCUUUCCAUCACGACCAAAUAUGGUUGACAAGACCAAGAUCAAUUGCACCAGCCUUAUUGGAGAAAAGAGCUAUGGUUAGUCGCACCAAUUUAGCCUAUUUCCUCUGCGCUUUUCCCUCCCCUGCUCUGCCUCCAAAGAAGUUUUCAAAUUAGUAGCAAUCUGAGUCCUCUGGUAACGACCCCACUUUAUGUUUUGCUCGAGUAACAGCUCAGAACUGCCACCACCUACACGACAUUUCAAAGAGGAUGUCAGACCCAGGGCUUCUUUGCUGCGCCCAAAGCACUCAGUGCUCUGGACCAGCCCUUAGCAUCCUGUAUCCUGCAGCUCGCUCAGCUGCUUUGGUUUUGUACAUACGGUGUUUGCGAGUUGUUUGUCUUUUAUGGAGCACUCUGAAACUUUCCCAUUUCUUUGUUUUGCUGCAAUAAACUGCAUUUGAAAUUCUCAA
Messenger RNA from Peromyscus californicus insignis, 3936 nucleotides. RefSeq names its product keratin, type II cytoskeletal 1-like. Gene Ontology annotation, cellular component: keratin filament. Gene Ontology annotation, biological process: keratinization; intermediate filament organization. Gene Ontology annotation, molecular function: structural constituent of skin epidermis. Bases 28 to 3462 code for a protein of 1144 amino acids. The record is from RefSeq and is a predicted model, not a curated record. Lineage: Eukaryota; Metazoa; Chordata; Mammalia; Rodentia; Cricetidae. The transcript is spliced from 18 exons.